AAAAUGGAGGGGAAACAAUAUACAUAGGCGAGGCCGUCGGAUGUGGCGUCGGAGGCGCCGCCCGUGGCCUUGGAUUUGACAAAGGGAACCAAGUGGCUUGUGCUUGUCCUGGCCAGCAGCACUCAGGCGGCAAUGUGUUCCUUUGUCCGACUCUCUUAUUGUAGUAAAAUUAUUUAGAAAAAAAACACAUGAUUCAAUUUUUUUUUUUUUUAACAUAGACAUAUGAUUCAAUUAUUUCAGUGAAAAGCGUACUUUAUUUACCCUCCUUAAUUCCAACUCUCACUCAACUUAAACUCCACAGACAAAUCGUUCUAUUUUGUCCAAAACCAAAAUGUUACUUUGUUUCCCACCCUCUCUUACGCCUCGGCAGGUGGCACCCUUUCAACCAAUCCAAGUUAUCCAAUUUUUAACCUACUUAGAAUGACUCUUUCAUCAACCAAAAUAUAUCAGGUAGACAAACAAUGAUCUUCUAAAGUUUUUAAAAUAAUGAAAUUGAACCAAAAAUCGAAAAAGAUGGUAAUGAGAACAAUACACGCUAUUAACUAUAUAACGGUCAUUUUUUAACAUCAUUUCAAAAAAUUGACAUGAACAAUCCUUGCAAGAAAUAAAAAAGAAUAUUGACCGUUAUAUUUUUAUUGUGAAAGAACAUGUAAUAGAAUGAUAUAGAAUUCAUUUUUAGACCUUUUCAACUCAAAAACAUAAAAUUCAAUGCAUUCAUUCAAUCUAAUUCAACAAAAGCUAAAAACAAAUGGUAACAUGAGACAAACAUAGUCGGUUUGCUUAACAGAAAAUCUUUUGCCAUCAAAUUAGGAGUUAAUUAAAGCUAAGAGUUUGACUUUUCAGUUUUCAUAAACAGGGGAGUAUGCAUUAUAUAAAAAAAAUUGCUCAAAGUUUUGUUUAAUAUAAUCUGUACUGCAUAGCUUUGGGAUUAUGUGAUAGAUACAUAAUUAUCAGACAAACAGUAAGCUUCUUACAAACAUGAAGUUAUUGUUAAUCAGCCAGCCAACUAGUCGUGGCUCCAAUACAAAGUUCCAAAUUUGAGAUCAAAACUUUGGAAGUAGUCUAGAUAUAGGUCGAAAAUCCAAAGGGUAGUACAUGCCCUAACUUUUGGGCCAACACUGUGGUGGACCAGUCAAAUGAAUCCUCUCCUCACCUUCCCUAAUAUAGCUCCUACAUUUAAGAUUUUGACCUAAUCUUCCUGUCAAUUUCCAGGCAUGGAAAUCGGAAUGGAAAGUGAUGGUUGAUUUCCUUAUUAAAUUAUAGGCAGGGCCUAAUUAAGGUGUUUUCUGAUUCUAAAGACCACAGGCUUGCUAUGGGGCUGAUAUGAGCUGAUGAGAAUGGGAAUUGGGCUGUUAGCAUUGGGCUUCAGCCCAUUGAGAAAGGACAGAUGAAAUUGCUAUAAAAGCCAGGGGAACAAAAGAUCAGAAUGUUUGUUCAGACAGGCUGUAUUGUAAUGAAUCAUAUGGCAGGCAGAGGCUUGCAACUACCAAGAGUAGAGUGGCUUGUACCAACAGCAGAACAAAGACCAGAGUAGGGUGCAUCUUUGAAAAACCAUAGUGAGCAAAACAGGAUGAAAACUAUACUAAACGGGGCAUAAUACUUCAACUAUAAUGCUGAAAUCAAGCUAGCAAUACUUGAUCUCUACUAAUACGUAGUUGCACCAGUACACCAAGCUGGUGCAAUAAGAUUUCACAAACUAAUCUUGUACCGAACAAAAUCCUAUAUUAGACAGAUAAGGCACAAGAUAAAGCAACUAUGGAGCAGUAAAGCCUUUUCAUGACAGAAACAAACAAAACAAACAACGCGCCAAUAGCUCCUCAACCUACUACGUAUAAAUAAGGCCACCCAAAAUGGGUUAUGGCUCUCUUAUCAGAAGUUGAAAGUGAAAUGACACAAUGCACUAGCAGCUACCAUUCAGCAUUCAUCAAAGCCAUCUCUUCUCCCUCCCUCCUUCCUUUCCAUUCCAUUCCUACCACACCCUCACUUUGCUUUUAUGACAUCAACCAUUAAUGCUCAGUUCAGAGAGCCUGGCUACAGAAAUGAGGCAAAUGAAGGAAGAGGAGCAGGUAAAGAGAGAGGGAGAGAGUGAGGACGGUAAGCAGUUACUAGUUAGUACAUUUUAGCUCUUCUUUCUCUUGAAGGUGCACUGUUUCCUUUGGUUUCUACAAGUGGGGGAGACAUUCCCACUUUUAACUGAGCCCAUGUGAUUCAUGGCUCUUUUGCUUGCUAUUACGUAAUGUUUUUUAAGAAAGACUCAUAUGAACUGCCUGAAUCAGAUAAAAAUGAAGCCUCUCUAUCUACUAUCUGGUCUCUACUCUCUUAUCCCCCCUCUCAUAGUUAUUGCUAACAACUACACCGACCAACCCACCCAUGGCAGCAAGCAUGUGUGCCAUAAAUUUCCAUGGAUAAGUGGCUUGUUGAACCAGACACUAAUCACAUAGCCCUAAAGCUCUACUUCCACACCCUUAACCACAUUGUUCAUUUUCCCUUCUGUGAGCCUAUAAAUUGCUAUUGGCUUUUCCUCCCCCUAAGCAAUAAAGAAAGAGCCUUCUACUCAAGCCCAACGGACCACUGAAAGCUACUCCCUCUCCCUACCGCUACACAUCCUCCCUCCAUAUAGGCCAAAUGAUAUUCACAUGACCUUGUUUCUAGUGAGGGGAAGAAAAAGAAGAAUUAAAAUUCAUUUUCUCCUACUUGUCGCUCAAAGCUGGAAUUCACCAACUAUUCUCUGCUGUUGUUCCGUUUCUUUAUCCACACAACCUGAAGAAGAGCUCAUCUUCUAGUAGUACAUGGUAAUGCUCUGAAAAUUCUUUGCCACUAAAAUCCAAAGCACUCACAAAGGUUGAAGAAGCCUUAGUGUGGGGAGAAGUCUAUAUUUCCUACUUGCUCUCAUCUUGCCAUGAAUCAUCCUGUUAUUAUUGUUUUGUUCGUCUCAUCUUUGUUCACCAUAUCCCUGUCCCGAAAGGUUGAGCCACCCACUAGAAAUGCCCAAAUCAGAGUUAUGGGGUUUGUUUAUUGUGAUAUCUGCUCUAAUAACAGCUUUUCCAGACACAGCUACUUCAUGCCAGGUGCAGAAGUUAGAAUAGACUGCAAGUUCAAAGCAAGUGCACCGAAAACAAGGGAGCAAAUAGCAUUCUCAGUAAACAGGACAACAAACAGGUACGGAAUGUACAAAUUAGAAAUACCAGCUGUUGAUGGGAUCGAGUGUGCAGAGUCGGCCAUUGCAUCUUCCUGCGAGGCAAGCUUGAUGUGGACUUCAUCCAAAUCGUGCAAUGUUCCUGGAUACAAAACCACAUCAGAUGAGAUAGCAAUCAAAGCCAGAAAACCCAAUCUCUGCAUCUAUAGCCUCAAUGCAUUGAAUUUCAGACCGUCGAAAAACGAGAACUCUCUGUGUGGGCAUUAGUGAAAGAUCAAAAGGCUUAGAGAAGCCUGUUCUGGGACACAACAAAGUUUGCCUAUGAAUGAAUUGACUUCUCCGUUUAUUUUCAUAGUUGCCCUCUACCUUUUUGUCAGUCUUGCAAUCUGCCCUUCUGUUAACCCAGCGGAAUCUAUUCUUCAAACCCACGACCCAGAUUCACCAAAUUUAUACUCAAUUAUCAUUUGGGUUUCUGUGUUUCUCUUGGUUGAUACUAUUAUGUCGGAACACUGUGUAAAUGCAAAUGCAGAUAUGUCAGUAUGGACAAGCUUUUUCAUCAUUAAGCUUCUGUAGCCUAUUAGAUAUACGGUCUUGUGGCUAACCACCAAGUAGUUACCCAAACAGAAGGUGCUAGUUAAAGGCACGAACGUACUUAAGGUUCUAGAAUGGGCGGCACAUCAAAAUUAAGGUGCAAAACAUCACGCAUAGAAAGUGGGGAGAAGAAGAGGAAUAAGAAUUACCCCGGAGACUGUUUGAUUCCAAGCUAGAGCUAUCAGCUUCAGUCUCAGCCUUCAUAAGUAAAUGCAUGCCAGCCUGAAACCAGUGAAGGGUCCUUCCUUCACACUGGUUCUUCUUCACAGAUAAACAAACUAACACAGUAGCAGUUACUGGUCUAGCCUUGCUCUGGAUUUGGUCUCCUCAGCUAAACAAUCCAAGUUUCUCCAGACUUUAAACUGCCACCACCGUCAUUUUGUUUCCUUCGAAGCGAUAACCAUGCAGAAAACAAGGAGAGGAAAUUAGUCACGAUACCACCAAAUAUUGGAUCUCUUUAACAACUGUAUAAUCGACGUGCUCUUUCCCCUCCAUCGUAAUUCGUUCAUAUUCCUCGCCUUGUCAUAUUCUGUUUUAUGUCAGCGGACUAAUUCCUCUUUUCCCAUCUUGCUCCAAUUAUGUUAGAUUACAGUUUAUGUUGUCCAUCAGCAGGUUGCAACAAUUUAACAGGGGGAAAACGACAGAUUUAAGUGUGUCGCGUUUUGCCACCAGCUUCCUAAGAAGAGGACAGGCAGCCCACAAUGCAGGCAGAAUGAACAACAAAAGGGUAUUUCAACAAGAAACAAAGAUUAGAAGCUGCAAAAUUUAACUUUUUGAAGGAACUGAAACAGGGCAGUCAAAGGAAACCUUUAACCAGUUAUACAUUAAAGCCAUCAUGCUUCCUACAUAAUACCCAUUUUCGGCAUGAGAGGACAGAGGUAAUGUAUUUGCAGACAAACAUGCAGAUGUUGUUCAUCAUGUAAUUCUACUCCUUUUCCGCGUUCGCCACUCGAAACAAUGUAAGAACAAAUCAAGAAGGAAACAGGAAGAUAUCUAAGGGAACUAGUGGAUCCCAUUUUUCUCAUCCUUGUUUGUUUCUUUCCCAUUUGAUUCCAUCCAGAGAUCUACUGUAGUUAUAAGUAAAAGGACAAAGCUUUGAUUUACCUGACUGAUACUAAUCCUAAUCUGGAUACCCCCAUCUGUCUUCCAGAUUAUACCACCAUGCAAGCACCUCAAUUCUAAGCUGGAAGUCAAACGCAAGCUUAACUCACCAGAGACUAUAAAUGGAGUUGAACAAGAAAGCAGCCAAGACAAGGCCACUUGCUGAGAUACAGAGCUCUUUGAUUAUCUCACAUCUAUAGGUGGCUUUUCCAUGUGAAUAUUGAAAUCAAUCUUGAAUUAAGAG
Molecule: messenger RNA, 5072 nt
Organism: Linum trigynum
Lineage: Eukaryota; Viridiplantae; Streptophyta; Magnoliopsida; Malpighiales; Linaceae
Source: the annotation of a GenBank genome assembly